AUGUAUAUAACUCCAGACAAGUAUCUCGAGACGUUUCGGGAGAUCAAGCGGACGUCGCUCUCCCACUCCUCGUGCAAGUUGGUGGUGUUCGUAUCGUGUCUCGAUAUCGACUCGCUAUGUGCUGCCAAGAUCCUCAGCUUGCUCUUAAGAAAGGAAUUGAUCCAAUACCAGCUCAUUCCGGUGGUGGGCUACUCCGACCUCAAAUCACACUACCUGAAGCUCGACCACGACGUCACCAAUGUGUUCUUGGUGGGGUGCGGUGCCAUGUUGGACCUCGAGACCUUUUUCGAGUUGGACCCUGAUGAGUUCCUCGUCCAGUCCAACAUGCCAGACGAUGACCUCCACGCCGACUUGCGUAACGAUGCCUUGAGGGCCAACAAUGUGGCCUUGAGGCGCAAAAUCUACAUUAUUGAUGGCCACAGGCCGUGGAAUUUGGACAACAUUUUCGGGUCUUCUAUGAUUUCGUGUUUCGACGACGGUUUCAUCGACGCAAACUUGAGUGGAGAACGGUCUGCCUAUACAAAGUUGGUGGAUACCGAAGAUAGCGAGGCAGAGUCCUCAGAGGAGGAGUCUGAACGGUCCACAGACGAGGACGAGGUUGCUGAGAUCGACUCGGACGAAGACUUGACCAUACAUUCACAGGACUCAGAAGAGACCACCUCCAGAAAACGAAACAAGCAAGAGUUACGAAUGAAGAAGAUCAAAAGGCAACGUAGGUUGGAAAAAUCCACCCACGAAGACACCAUCCAAACAUAUUAUAACCAGGGAACCACUGUAAUGACCACCACCUGUGCCACCAUCUACGCAUUCUUAUCAGCCAUUGGUGAAACCAGCAUUGAUAACCUCUGGCUAGCUAUUAUUGGGACCUCAUCUUUGGACAGCCAUUACCCCGAAGUUUACGAUAAAUUCCAACCAUUAUUUAAGGAUGAAGUGUUAAGAUUGAACCCAUCCAACCAAACAAACGGCUCCGAGAAAACCGCCGACACCACCACAUUGAGCAUCGAGCGAGAUUACCAUUUAUUCUUGUUGCGUCACUGGACGUUGUACGAUUCGUUCUUCUAUUCCAGUCACGUAAACUCGAAAUUAAAUUUAUGGACUGAAGAUGGCAAGAAAAAGCUCCACAAGUUAUUCGCCAAGAUGGGUGUUUCACUAGCAGUCGCACAGCAGAAAUGGCUCUACAUGGAUAUCCGAGUCAAGAAGCAACUCCCAUUGAUUUUCAACAAGUAUUUACCAUUGUAUGGUCUUGAAGGUAUUGUGCGAGACGGGUUUAUCAGAACAUUUGGAUUCACAGGGCAAUUAUCUGCCAUGGAAUGUGUGGAGUCCUUAACGGCUCUAUUGGAGUUGGACAAGCGGUUUUUGAACGAUGCUAGCUCGGGCAACGACGGCCAUGACGAGAACGAGGAAGAGUCGGACCUCCAGAACGAGGACGAAAGAAUUCAAGAACGUAUAGACAGAAAAGGAAAGGUGUGGGUCAAUAAUUUUUGGUCCUCGUGGGAUGCCCUCAACAGCACCUCAACAACCUCGAGCACCAAGUCCAUCAACUCGUUGAAAAAGCCCAAGGGGUUGGAACUUCUCCUUCAGGGCCUCGAGCAUGCAAAGCAAAUACAGCAGAUCAUCUUCCGAACCGGAAUGUCGUUGUUGGAAAGAAAACUCAUCAAGAACCUCAAAUUGUACCGGUUAUGUGUAUUAAAUGAUGGAUCCAUUCCCGAUCUCAAGAUCUUCAACAAUCCACUAUUACUUUCUAAAUUGGGGUCCUGGCUCUUGGAAAACAUAACUGAGCUAGAUUUCAUGAACCAGAACAAGUCGCUCAAGCCGUUGGUCGUGGCCAGCUUGGAUGUGGCGAGCGACACCUACUUGGUGAUAGGACUUGCUCCGAAGUAUCCCCGCGGCAUGGAUAACAAUACCAGGGCCAAAUUGUCGCAAAAUAAGCAGGACGGUCUGGGCGACACAGUCACCACCCGGUUGAACACCUUCAGCGUGGCGUUCCAGCAAUUGGCCACGAUAUCCGGCGCCAAGGUGCGGAUAGACAGUUUUGACAGCUCAGUGAUCGAAAUCCGGAAGGACGACCUACCCCCCUUUCUCGAGAGGCUUACCUUGAGCGGGUUAAUAUAG
This is a messenger RNA of Suhomyces tanzawaensis NRRL Y-17324, 2112 nucleotides long. RefSeq names its product DNA replication initiation factor (gene CDC45). The transcript has a single exon. NCBI's taxonomy places the organism in Eukaryota, Fungi, Ascomycota, Pichiomycetes, Serinales, Debaryomycetaceae. Gene Ontology annotation, biological process: DNA replication initiation; mitotic DNA replication preinitiation complex assembly; double-strand break repair via break-induced replication. Gene Ontology annotation, molecular function: single-stranded DNA binding; DNA replication origin binding; chromatin binding. The record is from RefSeq and is a predicted model, not a curated record. Bases 1 to 2112 code for a protein of 703 amino acids. Gene Ontology annotation, cellular component: DNA replication preinitiation complex.